GGCACAGCACGUGGCAUGAGGCUUUAUGAUGAAGAUGAUGAUGAUGAUGAACGAGCACAAAGCCUCCCCUCUUCCUCCUCACAUCAGUGCCUCACCAUGUCUCCACAUGUGCACACAUUCUGGUUACUCUUCAUCUGGUUUCCAUGUCAGGCGAGCGCUGCUACAUUUAAACAAUCUCCUGCUCAGGUAGUGAAGGAGAGCACUGAGGUCCAGAUUAAAUGCAGCCAUGAUGAUUCUUCCCUUGCCAUAAUGCUCUGGUAUCAGCAGAGAAAAGACAGUCUCUCUAUGACCCUCAUUGGGUAUGGAUAUGCAACCGGCCAAACCUACGAGGGUCAGUUUGAAAAAGAGUUUGAGCUGACGAGAGAAGGCACGCUGAGCGGAGCUCUGAUUAUACGCUCAGCAAACCUGUCAGACUCGGCUGUGUAUUUCUGCGCUGCCAAGGCAGCAGUCAACACUCAACCUGCUUACUUUGGACAAGGAACCAGACUCACAGUUUUAGAACCAGACCAUGCUGUCACUAAACCGACAGUCAAAGUGUUCCCUCCGUCAACAAAGGAGUGCAUGAACCAGAAAGACCAUAAGAGGAGGAAGACCCUGGUGUGUGUGGCCAGCGGAUUCUACCCGGACCACGUCAGUGUGUCCUGGCAGGUGCAGGGGGGGGCCGAAAGCAGCGGGGUGGCCACCGACAGCAGCGCCCUGCGGGAAGACAAGACCUACAGGAUCAGCAGCAGGCUGAGGGUCUCGGCCUCAGACUGGUUCACACCGGGCAGGAAGUUCACCUGCAGGGUCAGCUUCUUCAACGGGACACAAACCAACCACUAUGAAGACACGGUGGUUGGGGUCGAAGGUAAAGAAGGAGUCAUGACAAGAGAGAAAUACUUGAAGACGACCCAGGCGGCCAAACUGUCGUACGUUGUGUUCAUCGUGAAGAGCAGCAUCUACGGCGCCGGCGUGGCCUUCCUGCUGUGGAGGCUGCAGAGUUCAGCCGGAAAGCAGAGCCACUGAUCCGACCGCUCCGUGUCUGCGUCUGUAAAAAGGAUCUGUGGAGCCUAAUGUGGUUAUAUUCACAAAGCUCUGUAUGUCACAGCAUAUUUGCAUUUUUAUAUAUAACCAAGCAAAUUAAAUUCUGCUUCCAUUAGACCAACAUUAUUCUUAUGACGAUAUUAAAGCUAGCAUGGCAAUAGGAAAACCUUUUAUGUCUCUGGUUGUUAUGUACUUGAUGCUUAAUUCCUUUCAAAUAAAAGUAUGUCAACUA
Messenger RNA from Trematomus bernacchii (emerald rockcod), 1255 nucleotides. RefSeq names its product M1-specific T cell receptor beta chain-like. The record is from RefSeq and is a predicted model, not a curated record. Lineage: Eukaryota; Metazoa; Chordata; Actinopteri; Perciformes; Nototheniidae.